Messenger RNA from Ceratotherium simum simum (southern white rhinoceros), 1561 nucleotides. It is a transcript of the gene DCAF13, whose product is annotated as DDB1 and CUL4 associated factor 13. Gene Ontology annotation, biological process: maturation of SSU-rRNA from tricistronic rRNA transcript (SSU-rRNA, 5.8S rRNA, LSU-rRNA). Gene Ontology annotation, molecular function: protein binding. NCBI's taxonomy places the organism in Eukaryota, Metazoa, Chordata, Mammalia, Perissodactyla, Rhinocerotidae. Gene Ontology annotation, cellular component: nucleolus; small-subunit processome. The record is from RefSeq and is a predicted model, not a curated record.
CGACGGGUUUCCACUCCGGGGAAGUCACGUGACAGGAAGUAGUCUAGAAGAAGCGGAUGUGGCAUGUGCCCGAGGAGGCGGAGGUAACCCGAACGCUGAGGGCGAGGCUGGUGGAGUCGGGGAGAACCAGCAGCAAAGAUGAAAGUAAAGAUGCUGAGCCGGAACCCGGACAACUACGUCCGCGAAACCAAGUUGGAUUUACAGCGAGUUCCAAGAAACUAUGAUCCUACCUUACAUCCUUUUGAGGUCCCACGAGAAUACAUGAGAGCUUUAAAUGCUACCAAACUGGAACGGGUAUUUGCAAAGCCAUUCCUUGCGUCUCUGGAUGGUCACCGAGAUGGAGUCAAUUGCUUGGCAAAGCAUCCCAAGAGCCUGGCUACUGUCCUUUCCGGGGCAUGUGAUGGCGAGGUUAGAAUUUGGAACUUGACUAAACGAAAAUGUAUCCGUGCAGUACAAGCCCAUGAGGGUUUUGUACGAGGAAUAUGUACUCGCUUUUGUGGGACUUCUUUUUUUACUGUUGGUGAUGACAAAACUGUGAAGCAGUGGAAAAUGGAUGGACCAGGCUUUGGAGAAGAAGAAGAACCAUUGCAUACAAUAUUAGGAAAGACAGUGUAUACAGGAAUUGAUCAUCACUGGAAAGAAGCUGUUUUUGCCACAUGUGGACAGCAAGUAGAUAUUUGGGAUGAACAAAGAACCAAUCCUAUAUGUUCAAUGACCUGGGGAUUUGACAGUAUAAGUAGUGUUAAAUUUAACCCAAUUGAGACAUUUCUCUUGGGAAGUUGUGCUUCUGACAGGAAUAUAGUACUGUAUGAUAUGAGGCAAGCUACUCCUCUGAAAAAGGUCAUCUUAGAUAUGAGAACUAAUACAAUUUGUUGGAACCCUAUGGAAGCUUUCAUUUUUACUGCAGCAAAUGAAGAUUACAACUUAUAUACUUUUGAUAUGCGUGCACUGGACACUCCUGUAAUGGUACAUAUGGAUCAUGUGUCUGCGGUGCUUGAUGUGGAUUACUCUCCCACUGGGAAAGAGUUUGUGUCUGCUAGUUUUGAUAAAUCUAUUCGCAUCUUUCCCAUGGACAAAGGUAGAAGCAGGGAAGUCUAUCACACAAAGAGAAUGCAACAUGUCAUCUGUGUGAAAUGGACUUCCGACAGCAAGUACAUUAUGUGUGGAUCUGAUGAAAUGAACAUUCGUCUGUGGAAAGCUAAUGCUUCUGAGAAAUUGGGUGUGCUCACAUCACGAGAAAAAGCAGCCAAAGAUUAUAACCAGAAGUUGAAGGAAAAAUUUCAACAUCAUCCUCAUAUAAAACGUAUUGCUCGACACCGACAUCUACCAAAAUCUAUCUACAGCCAGAUUCAGGAACAGCGCAUCAUGAGGGAAGCUCGGCGACGAAAGGAAGUGAAUCGUCUCAAACAUAGCAAGCCUGGAUCUGUGCCAAUUGUGUCAGAGAAGAAGAAACACAUAGUGGCAGUUGUGAAAUAAUAUUUGAUAUUCCUACCAAUGCUGAUGUAUAAUUAUUUGUUACAUUUUAAUUUGCGAACUCUAAAAAUAAAAAUACUGGCUCUAG